Messenger RNA from Dermacentor albipictus, 1110 nucleotides. RefSeq lists its product as uncharacterized. The record is from RefSeq and is a predicted model, not a curated record. NCBI's taxonomy places the organism in Eukaryota, Metazoa, Arthropoda, Arachnida, Ixodida, Ixodidae.
GUGUUUGUGUGUGGCAAAGCCACGGAGGAAAUGAUGCAGGAGCUUCCUCGCUAUCUGCGAAGAGCCUCUUGCGUGGGUCUGUCGGGCGCACUUUGUCCCUGAAUCUAAUAUUAGGGCCCUACACCUUGGGGCGAAAUGCUUUUGCGAGUGCAACGGAAAUGCGCGUCUGCGCACCGGUGCUCAAAGUGAGUCAAACGUCCGUGCGCGCGGUAUGGCGCAGCGUCUCUGUUUUUUUCCUUGUGAUUAGCCCAUAUCCGAGCACGUACCACCACUGCCAGCAUCGGGCUUGCAUGCGACUGCAUUUUUGCCAUUUCCUAGCGGAUCUAGAGACCACGUGUGUCCCCGCAUCUCGAAGCGCAGCGUCUGUACUUUCCUCCUGCAGUGCUCCGGCCGUGGCCCUGUUCUGCCCGCUGGCGCUGCCGGCCUUCGCAGGAACCAUCCGAGGCGUGCGCGGCUUCGGAGAUGCGGCGGGCGGCGGCGGGGCGGUCGUGCCGGCGGUCGCCUACACGGCGCCCGUUGCCCUGGUGCGCUUCGAGGCCCGGCCAGAGGUGAAGGUCAAGCUGGUGCCCAAGCCCGUAAACGGAUACGUGACCGAACCAGUGGCGUCGGUGCAGCAUGGUUUCAAGCCCGUGCUGACCAUCGCCGCCGGCGUGCCCGUCAGUCUCGUAGACGGCAGCAUAGGUGGAGGUGUGGGCAGCCCCUUCGGGCCGUCCACGGACUUCUUCUCUAGUUACGGAGCGUCUAACAGCUUGGACUACAAAUGGUGACUUGUGCCGGUGCCCCGCCGGGCAUGCAGACCGGAGAAACAGUGCUGUUUCUGCUACCGGGCAGUUUGCUCCCAGAAAGAGCUGCCGGGGGUCAAGGCAGAUCGGGCGCUCUGGCGUCACGAUCGAACCAUCGUGUAUAUUUUGUACAUAGGCCUAUAUAUACGCGCCAAGUAUGAAAUUGGGCGCCCCUGUGUAGGCUGCGUCUGCAGCCUUCGUUGCUCCAAGUCAACGUCCUCGACGACGACGAAUAUAUGAUUCCGGAAUAGCAACGCUGGAACCGGCAUGACUGCCUCGCUUCCUGACUCGCCUACGGCGGCCCUUCGAGAUCUCAAAUAAAAUUGCU